This is a messenger RNA of Andrographis paniculata, 539 nucleotides long. RefSeq lists its product as uncharacterized. Bases 170 to 499 code for a protein of 109 amino acids. The record is from RefSeq and is a predicted model, not a curated record. Lineage: Eukaryota; Viridiplantae; Streptophyta; Magnoliopsida; Lamiales; Acanthaceae. The transcript has 3 exons.
CCUUCUAACCGUAAGAUCCAACGUCCAAAAUACGAAACAGUCUUGAAUUAGAUAAAGAUGAAAAGAAGGAACAAGCCUAAAAAGGAAGAAAAGGGUUAGUCUGUCAGACAGCUGCAGGACCAUCCGGCCGAACCGAAGCCAGGCCAAGAACGAUCCUCUGCGGGUCCCGAUGGCACAGCCGAGCCGAGCCGGGGGACCUGCUAAUCACGCUCUGGUCGAGCAGCCAUGGUUCAUCCACCAGACCGGGUUUCUUGCCUCCUUAGAACUCAAGGAUGCAGAGGUACGAGCCUAUAGAACAGAUCCUGUUCAAGUAAGCAAAAAUGGCAGGCAAAGCUACUGUGAUAAGUUCUUAUGCCAUAUGGUGAAGCUGCCAGAACAACUACUAAUGUUCAAGAGAGCCAGAGAUACUUGCCUAGGGGGGGUGUAUGCCCUUGCUUGUUUGUGCUGUAAGCCUCCACAGGGCCUAUGCUGCCCAGCUCCUGGUAAAGCUCAAGACUAACCGGCAUCUGUGUCGCCUUAAUUGUCCUGCCAUACAGUAG